Molecule: messenger RNA, 1500 nt
Organism: Penicillium maclennaniae
Lineage: Eukaryota; Fungi; Ascomycota; Eurotiomycetes; Eurotiales; Aspergillaceae
Product: NAD-dependent succinate-semialdehyde dehydrogenase
Exons: 3
Coding region: 1-1500 (499 amino acids)
Molecular function (GO): succinate-semialdehyde dehydrogenase (NAD+) activity
Source: RefSeq, a predicted model, not a curated record
AUGGCGACCAAGUACGAUCUACCAUUCAAACUGAGUGACCCAACUCUUUUACAUUUCGACUCUUUCAUCGGAGAUAAAUGGGUUGAAGCGAGAAGUGGAAAGCGAUUUGAAGUGCUCGACCCCGGCACCGACAAGGCAUGGGCAAGCUGCCCCGCAAACUCGACAGAUGAUGUGAACACGGCUGUCGAAACGGCAAACUCUGCUUUCGAGGACUUCCGGAAGGUGAAUCCGCGCCAACGCGCCAAAUGGCUCCUCAAAUGGUGGGAGCUGACAACAGCGGCAAGAGAUGACCUGGCUCAAAUCGUGACCCAUGAGACGGGAAAACCGCUUUUUGAAGCUUAUGGAGAGUUGGAUUACUCACUUGGCUUUUUGUGGUGGUUUGCUGGCGAGGCAGAGCGCAUCCACGGCAGCGUGGCAGUCCCUGCCGCGCCCAAUCGCCGACUGUUCACCAUCAAGCAACCUAUCGGUGUUGCGGCUGCGCUGGUGCCAUGGAACUUCCCAGUGGCCAUGGUGCUCCGUAAGGUUGGUGCUGCUAUGGCGGCUGGUUGUACAAUGGUGGUUAAGCCCAGUCCCGAGACACCCAUUUCGGCACUUGUGCUCGCAGAGUUGGCGCGUCGUGCGGGUAUCCCGGCCGGUGUACUGAACAUUUUGACGACAGACCUGGAGAACACGCCAUCUCUCAGCGAGGCACUGUGCAAACAUCCGCUCGUGAAGAAGGUGACCUUUACAGGAUCGACCCGAGUGGGAAAGUUGGUCGCCAUGCACUGCGCUCACGGUCUCAAAAAGGUAACCCUGGAGCUGGGCGGUAACUGCCCAUUCAUUGUCUUCGAUGACGCCAAUCUCGACCAAGCGAUUGAACAACUCAUGGCUUUAAAGUGGCGUCACGCCGGUCAAGCAUGUAUCACAGCAAAUCGUAUCUAUGUCCAAGCAGGCAUCUAUGACCAUUUUGCCGCUCUGCUAAAGGAGCGCACCACUGCUCUAGUGGUUGGCCAUGGGUCUGAUUCUGACACCACAAUGGGUCCAUUGACCACUCCACGCAGUAUUGAUAAGGCCUUGGCCCAGGUUGAAGAUGCGCGACGCCUGGGUGCGGAAGUACUUUUGGGUGGCAAAGCAAUGACUUCCCGCCCGGGAUACUUCUUCGAGCCUACCAUUCUGUCUGGAAUGACAGAGCAAAUGCAAAUAUCACAGGAAGAGUCCUUUGCUCCCAUUGCCGCACUUUAUCGCUUCGAAACCGAGGAAGAGGCAGUGAAGAUGGCCAAUGCCACCAGUAUGGGCUUGGCUAGCUACGCUUUCACUAAGAAUGUUGAUCGUGUGUGGCGCCUGUUCGAAAACUUGGAAGCUGGUAUGAUUGGGAUGAACACAGGUAACCAAUCUGCUGCCGAGUCGCCAUUUGGAGGUAUCAAGGAGUCUGGCUAUGGCAAGGAGAGCGGUAAAGAGGUAGCGGUCAACGAGUAUUUGGUCACUAAAACAGGUACAUUGACCAUUGAAGGACAAUACUAG